AUGCUAAGAGAAGGUGUCUCCUGUUCCGUUGACUUGUCUCGCAAAAGCUUGUCUGCUAUGAUGGGAAAUCAGAACUGCCAUGCCGAGAUCACCUUCGAUGAUAACGUUAAAUGGCUGGCACGUUUUCGCCUCGCAAGAACCACAUCACCGCCGCGGGAAGUUCGUGAGUGGAUACUACGAAGCGAAGCUGCCACUAUGAUUUACCUCCAACGAUGCACUCGCAUCCCAACGCCCAAAGUCUUCGAUUGGGCAUGUGAAUCUGAUCCAGAAAACUCACUUGGAGUCGACUAUAUUCUGAUGGAAAAGCUGGACGGAAAGCCUCUGAGUUGGCAGGCGGCGACUCCUCAGCAGAAAGAGAAGGUCAUGCAGCAGUUGGUUGACAUUUUCCUCGAGAUUGAUAAGCAUCCUUUCAGAGCAAUGGGUUCACUUGUCUCCUCGGCGGGAGGUGUUUUCGGUGUUCAAGGUCUCGCACAUCAACCAACAUUCCGAGCAGGAGAGGGGCCACUAGGCCCAUUCUCUUCCUCGCUUGAAGGCUGUCAGGUUAUCCUAAAGUCCUACCUUGCAAUGAUAGCUAGCAGCGAGAUUGAUUGCUGCUAUCCGGUAGACACUUACCUCGUUCAUCGACUUCGCCAGGACAUCGUCGGCGUUCUCUUCCAAGAUGUCCCGUCAGAGGACCAGUUCUUUCUCAAGCACCCGGAUGACAAGGGUGACCACAUUUUGGUCAAUGACAGUUUCGAUAUUGUGGGAGUCAUAGACUGGGAAUGGACCCAGACUGUAUCCAGGGCGGAGGCAUUCUGUUCCCCGUGCAUGUUGUGGCCAGUGGCUGAGUUCUACAACGGCUCUAACGCUUUAGCCGCAGAUGAGUUGCGGCUCGCUGCUAUCUAUUACGAAAAGGGCCGUGAAGAUCUCGCUGUCUGUGUCAUUGAGGGCAGAAAGGCUCAGAGAUUUCUCUUCGCUCUUGGCCCCGAGAGCUCUUUUCUAGAUAUGCAAACACAUCUAAAUCUCUUCGCAGGACUCCAGCGGGCCUUCAACUUUGAAGACGAGGAGUGGGAGACAUGGAAGAGCAAGGCUCUCAAGAAAUGGAAAGGUGAUGACUUACUUCUCGGCUUGUUGGAACUAGAAAAGAACGAGAGGAAGGAGAGAUGGGGGUCGAAGGAGCGAGGUGAGAGGAGUUUAAAUAAAACAGAUUGCGUGGAUUCAAUCUAG
This is a messenger RNA of Penicillium digitatum Pd1, 1206 nucleotides long. RefSeq names its product aminoglycoside phosphotransferase family protein. The record is from RefSeq and is a predicted model, not a curated record. Lineage: Eukaryota; Fungi; Ascomycota; Eurotiomycetes; Eurotiales; Aspergillaceae.